CUCGUCGUGAAUGAGACGAGUGUUGAACGAGAGGUGUCUUUGCCUUCAAUUCAAUGACAAACUAAUCAUUCAUUUGAUUAUAUAUUCAAUGCUUUGGUAUUCAUAUUAAAGCUAAUCCUGUCUUCGGUUGCAAUCACUGGACAUGAAUCCCAACGACGAGACCACUGCUCAACACACGACACCCACGGACUGCCGGACCAAUUCAGUGACGAAUGAGGCGAAGAAGUCGAAGCAUAAGAACCGGAAGAAUAAGAAGAACAAAGAGGUUAGCCAUGAGAGCAACAACACGACGGCAGCACAUCCGCAGACCUGUUGCAGUGACUCUUCGCACAGUCAUAGUAAUCACGUGACUGAAGCGGACGGAGCGGUGGGCGGACAGCCGUCGGAGUCGGGCGAUCCGAAUGAGAUGAAUGCCUGGACUUAUAAUAAGCUGCAGGACAUCAAGAAAGCCGUCGAAAUGCUGAACCUCUAUCAGGGAUCGGGAUCUGCGAAGACACCGGAGGACGCCAUGAAGAAGAGGUACGAGUUCUGGGACACACAACCCGUUCCCCGACUCGACGAGACUCCCGAUGUGAACGAUGCCAUUGAGGGCCCAAAGACUGCCGAACAGAUAAAAGCCGAGUCUUUGAAUUUGCCGAAUGGCUUCAUAUGGGAUACGCUGGACAUCAACGACGAGCACACCUUAAAAGAGUUAUAUCUUCUGCUGAAUGAGAACUAUGUCGAAGACGACGACAAUAUGUUUCGCUUCGACUAUUCGCCGGAAUUCCUUCACUGGGCUCUAAAGCCUCCCAAUUGGCAGAAGGAAUGGCACGUCGGCGUCAGAGUCCAGAAGAGCAACAAAAUGGUUGGAUUUAUUAGCGCCAUUCCCGCCAGGAUUAAGGUCUACGAUAAAAUCAUAAAAAUGGUUGAAAUCAACUUCCUUUGCGUCCACAAGAAGUUGCGCUCCAAACGAAUGGCACCCGUUUUGAUCCGAGAGAUCACCCGUCGGGUGAACCUGACCGGCAUAUUCCAGGCCGUCUACACCGCCGGUGUGUUUCUGCCCAAACCUGUGGGCACCUGUCGCUAUUGGCACCGAUCUAUCAAUCCUAAGAAAUUGAUUGAAAUAAAGUUCUCGCACUUGAGCCGCAAUAUGACUCUUCAGAGAACUGUUAAACUCUAUAAACUUCCAGAGGAUAUCAAAAUCACAGGCUUUAGGAAAAUGCAAACAAAGGAUAUCAAGAAAGUCCAGAAGCUGUUGAACGCAUAUCUCAAUCGCUUCGAUCUCUCGCCUGUUCUCGACUACGAGGAAAUGGUUCACUGGUUUACUCCCAAAGAGAAUGUGAUCGACAGCUUUGUAGUCGAGAGACCAGUGGCUGAGGGAAAGAAAGGCGAGACUGAGAUCAUAGGGUUCGCCAGUUUUUACACUUUACCCUCAACUGUUAUGCAUCACCCGACCUAUAAGAGCAUUAGAGCCGCCUAUGCUUUCUAUAGCGUUGGCUCAGAGGAUGUCAGCCUUCAUGACCUCAUGCAAGACGUGCUAAUCGUCGCCAAAAACGCCGGUUAUGACGUAUUCAAUGCCUUAGACCUCAUGGAUAACAAGGAAUUCUUGGAGAAACUGAAGUUUGGUAUUGGAGACGGAAAUCUUCAGUACUAUUUGUUCAAUUGGAAGUGUCCGCCACUCACUCCUGAAAAGAUUGGACUCGUGUUACAGUGAAGUUCAGUUCAGAAGUCCAUUGAAAGUGAAGUUCAGUUUAGAAUAUAUAUUCAAAUGAAUUAUAUUUAUUGAUUAAUACUAUGAAAACACGUUUUCAAAUGCUUUGUAUUGACACAAAUUUCAAAUACAAUUCAUAUACAG
Molecule: messenger RNA, 1834 nt
Organism: Oppiella nova
Lineage: Eukaryota; Metazoa; Arthropoda; Arachnida; Sarcoptiformes; Oppiidae
Source: the annotation of a GenBank genome assembly